UUGAUUGUAUUGGUAUCCCUGACAGCGCUGCCCUUUCUUAGGUUGAAAAACAGUCAUAUAUCUGCCAAUGGCAAGUGAAGGACUACGCCAGCCUUAUUUCGCGACGAAACACACUUUGUGUUAGAAUUUCCGGUUUUCAUCGACAAUGGAAAACUUAGGCUGGCGGGAAAGGAUCCGCUCGUGGUUCGUCCCUCGCCCGCCCCGCGCGCCGUCGGGCAGGGCCUUGCUGGAGGCCGCGCGGAAGGGCGACUGGCGCCUGGUGAACGGGCUGCUGGCCGUGGGCACGCGCCCCGACGCGGCCCGCACGCUCCGCGAGCAGACCGCGCUGUGGCUGGCGGCGCAGCACGGCUUCAAGAAGGUGGCCGAGUCGCUCCUGGCGGCGGGCGCCGACCCCGGCGCGCACGACGACAGGGGCGUCACCUGCCUCCUCCAAGCAGCCCCAAAAAAAUUAGUAAGUAUCAAAUGCCGAAGUAGGUCAGAAAUUGUAAUCAAAAUAUGGAGAAAAGAUAAUAUUAAUAAUAAACAAAAUAUUAUUAAUAAACAAAAUUAA
Molecule: messenger RNA, 550 nt
Organism: Gryllus bimaculatus (two-spotted cricket)
Lineage: Eukaryota; Metazoa; Arthropoda; Insecta; Orthoptera; Gryllidae
Source: the annotation of a GenBank genome assembly